Messenger RNA from Sycon ciliatum, 2103 nucleotides. RefSeq names its product ras-interacting protein RIP3-like. The transcript is spliced from 10 exons. NCBI's taxonomy places the organism in Eukaryota, Metazoa, Porifera, Calcarea, Leucosolenida, Sycettidae. The record is from RefSeq and is a predicted model, not a curated record. Bases 379 to 2103 code for a protein of 574 amino acids.
UCUAGUGAAGUAGUAGGUAGUAGUUAUCUUUGCUACACAAUCUUUGCUACAUGUAGUUUAGAUCAUCGUACUUGAAAGUACUACUACUACUACUAGUAGCUGAAUGCAUUUACUGAUUUACUGCAGUCCUGCCAGGUAGUUCUUCUUGAAAAAGGUUAAGAAAUGUAUUGACGAUGGAUCGCUACCGCAACUGACAACCUCAGCGUCUCCUCCAUUCGCCAUGCCUUGACAACAGAGAGAUCUCAGGGGUGGUCUGGCGGUUCACCAGCGCGGUCGCAAGCAUCACCUUAUUCCCGGGAGUAACCCCAGGAGCAGCCACAGCCAGCGCACCAGCAACGCCAUCGGCAGCAACAGCAGCAACAGCCUUCGUGGGCAAGCAUGGACGGCAGCCAAGUACCAACAAACAAAUCCACUGCAGACUUCCAAUUCUCGUUGGCAGUGGCUGAGCAACUACAGAAGCCGCUGCAACAACAUCAGCAGCUGCAGCAGCCGCAGCAGCCGCAACAACAGCAGCAGCCGCAACAACAGCAGCAGCCGCAACAACCUCCACCACCGCCGGCAACGACUGGCAGCAGUCUACACCAGUCACAGUAUGGUAACACGACAACGGCAUCCUCCCUAAGUGGACCGAGUGGCACAGCAGUAUACGCUCAUACGAGCUCUCCGUACUAUCGCCCUGGUUACACAUCUGACUCUGGAUCUUUGGUGAAGGCACUGUCCGGACACCAGAGCAUUAGACUUCCGGCGCGGUGUGGAGGUUCGCCACCGCCGUUGCAAGCACCACCUGAAACCCGGGAGCAACCCCAGGAGCAGCCAGAGCUAGCGCACCAGCAACGCCAUCAGCAGCAACAGCAGAAAUUGCCUUCCUGGACAAGCAUGGACCCCAGUCAAGCACCACAGACACAUGGAUCCAAUGCAUUCUUGAUGGCAAUGAUGAAGCAACAACAGCAGAAGCCGCAACAACAGCAGCAACCGCAACAACAGCAGCAGCCGCAACAACCUCACUUCCCACCGGCAACGAAUGGCAGCAGUCUAUACCAGUCACAGUAUGGUAACACACCAAAGGCAUCCUCCCUCAGUGGACCGAGUGGCGCAGCAGUAUACGCUGAUACGAGCUCUCCGCAUUUUCGCCCUGGCAACAGACUGCUGCAGCAAGGUCACACAUCUUAUUAUGGAUCUUUGGUGAAGGGACUGCAGGGACACCAGAGCAGUCAGACACGUGGAUCCAAUGCAAUCUCGAUGGCAAUGUUGCAGCAACAACAGCAGCAGCCGCAACCACAGCAGCAGCCGCAACAACAGCAGCAGCCGCAACAACCUCACUUCCCACCGGCAACGAAUGUCAGCAGUCUAUACCAGUCACAGUAUGGUAACACACCAAAGGCAUCCUCCCUCAGUGGACCGAGUGGCGCAGCAGUAUACGCUGAUACGAGCUCUUCGUACUAUCGUCCGGGCAACAGACCGUUGCAGCAUGGUCACACGUCUUACUCUGGAUCUUCGGUGAAGGCACUGCCGGGACACCAGAGCAGUUCUUCUGUACAGAUGUUCGGUGACAACAUGCCACAGGCAAUGUGUGGCACUGGCACUCUCUACUCCGGUGACACAGCGCAGUCUUAUCCGGGGAGCACAGGAAUGGCUCAGAUGGGAGCAGCUAAUCUAUCGGCGACAGCAGAUACAGGGCUGCCAUCGCAAGCAUCGACACAUGGAUCCACUGCAUUCUCAAUGGCAAUGACGCAGCAACAACAGCAGCCGCCGCCGCAAGAACAGCAGCAGCCGCAACAACAGCAGCCGCCGUCGCAACAACAGCAGCAGCCGCAACAACAGCAGCCGCAACAACAGCAGCAGGCGCAACAACAGCAGCAGCCACAACAAUCUCACCUAAAGUCGGAAACGAAUGGCAGCAGUCUAUACCAGUCACAGUAUGGCAACACGUCAACGGCAUUCUACCUUAGUGGACCAAGUGGCGCAGCAGUAUACGCUGAUGUGAGCUCUCCAUACUGUUUCCCGGACAACAGACCAUUGCAGCAUGGUCCCACAUCUUGCUCUGGAUCUUCUGUGAAGGCACACACACUGUCGGGACACCAGAGCAGUGUGAAUGUUGGGUGA